Molecule: messenger RNA, 4598 nt
Organism: Pteropus alecto (black flying fox)
Lineage: Eukaryota; Metazoa; Chordata; Mammalia; Chiroptera; Pteropodidae
Gene: SLC39A14
Product: solute carrier family 39 member 14
Exons: 9
Coding region: 252-1589 (445 amino acids)
Biological process (GO): intracellular zinc ion homeostasis; zinc ion import across plasma membrane
Cellular component (GO): membrane
Molecular function (GO): zinc ion transmembrane transporter activity
Source: RefSeq, a predicted model, not a curated record
UGCUGUCGCCUGCUGCUGCCGUUGCCGCUACCUGCCGCCGAGGGCCUGGUUCGUGAAGUUGCGCAGGCCGCUGGUGUCCGCCCCAGCUUCAGGCUUAUUUGUCACCAUGAAGCUGCUGCACCUAGCCUUCCCUAGCUGCUUCCUGCUGAAACCUGCUGACCCGGCUCAUCUUAUGGACAGCUGCUGCUGAGGCUAACACGGUGUCCACAGGGACGGCCGCCAUCAGUGCAGCCUCUUUCCUGCAGGACCUCAUGCACCGCUAUGGGGAAGGUGACAGCCUCACCUUGCAGCAGCUGAAGGCCCUGCUCAACCACCUGGAUGUGGGAGUAGGUCGGGACAAUGUUACCCAGACCCUGCAGGGACAGAGGAAUCUCUCGACGUGCUUCAGUUCUGGGGCUCUCUUCGCCGCCCAUAACUUCAGCAACCAGUCACGGAUUGGAAGGAACGAGUUCCAGGAGUUCUGCCCCACCAUCCUCCAGCAGCUGGAUUCCCGGGCCUGCUCCUCCGAGAACCAGGAGAACGAGGAGAAUGAGCAGACUGAAGAGGGGAAGCCAAGCUCCGUGGAAGUGUGGGGAUAUGGUCUCCUCUGCGUGACCGUCAUCUCCCUCUGCUCCCUCUUGGGGGCCAGCGUGGUGCCCUUCAUGAAGAAGACCUUUUACAAGAGGCUGCUACUCUACUUCAUAGCUCUGGCGAUUGGCACCCUCUACUCCAACGCCCUCUUCCAGCUCAUCCCCGAGGCUUUUGGUUUCAACCCCCUGGAGGAUUAUUACGUCUCCAAGUCCGCAGUGGUGUUUGGGGGCUUCUAUCUUUUCUUUUUCACAGAGAAGAUCUUAAAGAUGCUCCUUAAGCAGAAAAAUGAGCAUCAUCACGGACAUAGCCAUUAUACCUCCGAGACGCUUCCAUCCAGGAAGGACCAGGAGGAGGGGGUGACGGAGAAGCUACAGAAUGGGGACCUGGACCACAUGAUCCCUCAGCACUGCAGCGGCGAGCUGGACGGCAAGGCCUCCGUGAUGGACGGAAAGGUCAUCGUGGGCUCACUCUCUGUCCAGGACCUGCAGGCUUCCCAAAGUGCCUGCUACUGGCUGAAAGGCGUCCGCUACUCGGAUAUCGGCACUCUGGCCUGGAUGAUCACCCUGAGCGAUGGCCUCCACAAUUUCAUCGACGGCCUGGCCAUUGGGGCCUCCUUCACUGUGUCUGUCUUCCAAGGCAUCAGCACCUCGGUGGCCAUCCUCUGUGAGGAGUUCCCACACGAGCUGGGAGACUUUGUCAUCCUGCUCAAUGCUGGCAUGAGCCUCCAGCAAGCGCUCUUCUUCAACUUCCUUUCCGCCUGCUGCUGCUACGUGGGUCUGGGCUUUGGCAUCCUGGCCGGCAGCCACUUCUCUGCCAACUGGAUCUUCGCGCUGGCUGGAGGAAUGUUCUUGUAUAUUUCCCUGGCCGAUAUGUUCCCUGAGAUGAAUGAAGUCUCCCAGGAGGAUGAAAGCAAGGGCAGCACCUUCGUCCCUUUUAUCAUCCAGAACCUGGGCCUCUUGACUGGCUUCACCAUCAUGCUGGUCCUCACCAUGUAUUCGGGGCAGAUCCAGAUCGGGUAGGGACAGCCCCACAGGAGCCUGCGCGGUCGCAAAUCGGGCCCUUGGCCGCCUGAUCCCUGGCCCGAGGACUCGUCAUCCGCGGAGUGCCUCGAGCAAGUCAUUUAUACUAAAAACUGUGACACGGACUGUAUUUCUGCACUUAAAUGUCAGCUGUUUUGAAAAUGCUCUCUCCUAGUAAUAAGCUGCCCUGGCAACGGUCUCCAGGCAGCACCUCUCCCUCUCCUCUCCCUCCUUCUCAGAUCGACUCUGAGACCCGAAUGCAGCUUAGAAGACAAGUUCAACUUUUUCCUCCGGUUACCCUGGCCUCUUCCUCUUUGAACCAGUGCUGAGAGAUUUCGAUUCCUUUGCCCCACAAUGCGAAAAUAAAGUCAGCAGUCAUAGCCCAGUUAGAACUAUCAGGAGGUAAAUCUAUAGUUUAGGGCCCAUGAAUCUAAAUGUGUAUCCUGGACCUCGAGAUGAACCAUUUUUAAGCGGAUUCACCUAGUUUUUAGAGAACAGGUACAGGAGACAGGCUCCCUCCUAUUUUUUCAGUCUGUUCAGUUGCCUCUUCUCUCAAAGGGAACUGAAAGUCGGAACAGAUGAGUAGGGCGAGAGAGGAGGCGAGAUCAUCCUGAAAGAGGGGAAGUAGAGCCGAUGGCGUGUUUCCUGUCCUGGCGGUUUCUCGUGCCCGCACCUGGUGUUUCCCGGCCGUCCGGGAGAGCCGGCUAGCAUGUAGGUUCAGUAGUCUGGACUUCCUCUUCCUUCCGAAUUAACACUAACAAGAAUGGAGGGCAGAGAAGGACGACCUGCAGAAAAUCAACUGGUUUGGCUGUGCUUUCCACCCCCCCUUCCCCACUCCCAUCUUCUGAGACUUUAUAGCUGCCUUGCUAGAAGCACAUUCUGAGCACAUUGACGAUGCCGAUAUCAGAGGGGAGACUGCACAAAUUUACCUCCCCUGGCCAACAGGUCUGCUGCAAAGUGGCAAGUCGACUUGUGGAACCAGAGUGCAACUCGUGCUCUUUUUGACAAGGGUAAUCAGAAAAGGAAUCAGUGCAGGCAACACUCAGGAUUUGCUGGUUGCCUAAGUAAAAGUCUGAAUAAUAGAACUCUGAGACGUAAGGUCCAGAACUUGGGUUGAGCUCUGAAGAUGCAGAACAGAGGUCCUGCUGAUUAUGCUGUGAGUGGGUUUAAAGACAGCGCUGUCUAGGUUACCACCUUCUUCCUUUACCCCAAACAAGAAAGGGCGAAUCCUGUAUUGCAUUGAAUAUUAACUGCUCUAACUCUGCUCAGAGAAUGGAUUGAUAGGUUUGGCUGUGAGACUGUAGGCUGGCCUCAGGCACUGUGGAGCCCUCUCCUUGGAACUCUGGCUCAGAGGGGAGCUAAUCUCCAGGUUCACUAGGUGAAUUGACUUAUUAUUAUCAUAUUGAUAAUGCAAGAUUCUUUAGCCACUUUGGGGAGCCAGUCUCUCCAGAAGCCUUUCUUAGUGGUGCCCACAGUUGCAGCCCAGGGGCUGUAUUGGCAAACUGAUUUGUGUGCAUGACUGACGAGUGCUGGUUCAUUGCCAACACCUGUGUGUUUUUCUCUUCUUACCCAGAAAAACUUUCCACUAUACAGUAAUUAAAAAGCAGCCUCUAUUUUGUUUUUUUUCUUCUUCUUCUUCUUUUUCUUCUUCUUCUUCUUCUUGGGAAGCAUCCCUGAAACCAGGAAUAUUCUUGAAAAGAACAUGAGCAGGAAAACUGCUGAUGAUGCUUUAUAAAUUCUCCUUCCCUUGCCUGUCGACUUUGAUAGAUUUGAGAAUGAAUGGGCUGAAGGAGGAAAAUAGUUUUCAAGAAUCUAGAUUAAAUAUCAGGACUGACUCCUGAUAGGAUUAUGGUCCAGUUUUACCAAAGAACCAAUUCCUUGAAUGUUGGAAUCUAACUUUUUAUUAUAUUAUUAUUUUUAUUGUUACUGUUUUAAAACAGUUCUGUCUUUUCUGUUUUAUUUUUCCCAAAUUGCUUUCAGGAGCUAGCAGAAAAUAACACUCAAACUUCAAGACUUUAGAAGAUUUUGCUUUCCUUAAUUCACAUUGAUGUAUUAAAUUUAUAAUUUUAGCAUUCCCUGUAGAUCCGUCAUUCCUUACGAAUACCAUUAUUCUUGGAGUAAAAUACUAUUAGAGUUAGUGGGUUUCUAGAUUUAGAAGAACUCAAAAAUGUAAUCUUUAACAAAUUAAAAAAUAAAAUAUGAAGUAGUAGGGUGCUUUUCCCUUUCCUGCACUGCACGUCAGUAUUAAGAACCUUCCUUUCAUAGACAGCUGCCUCAAAGGGAAAUUCUCUUUAAACUAGUGCAGAGGCCAGUGCUGGCUGGGCUUAGGAGGUUAGAAACACUCAAAUCGUGCAACUGAUGUGAUGUUGCCAUUGGCUCAUGAGUUGAAAAUGUGACCAUUUCUUUUGGACUUUUAAGAGUUAGAUUCGCUGUUUUAAGCAUUCGUGCAUAUUAGAAAUCUGAGGAAUAGCGAGUUUUGAGGACUUCUUCACCCCUCUUUCCCCUAAUGGACCAGCUCUUAUUAACAAUAAUGAGAAAAUUCUGUGUCAUGUGCUGGAAAAUUCUGUGUCAUGAACCAGGAACAAGGGUUCUGCUGCUUCUCGCCCUCACCCUGGCUUGCAGGUUGCCUUUCAUCUUUGCCCCCAAAGGUCUUUUGUGCCUAGUUUCAACUUGGGGCUUUCCUAUAUUGGUCCUUCACCCUGGGUUUAAAAAAAGAAAGCUUCCCUGUUUGGGUAUCCUAAGACUUGUUUUUAGUAAGUCCUUUUCCAAAGAGAUGGUCGUAUGCCGGAAAUCUGCUUAAAUAAUGAAAAGUUGUCUGAUUUUUGCAAGAGGUUAGGUUUUUAUUGUUCAUAUUUCCUUUUACAGUUCUGCAGUUCCAUCACAGUGUUUUUAAAAAUAACUCAGGAGAUAUGAGGAUAAAUUAGAAAAGAAAAUAACUUAAGUUAUAUGGACUUUAAAUGUUUUAUUUGUAAGAAUCUAUAAAUAAAGCUAUAUUCUGUAACUGUUGAA